Messenger RNA from Diospyros lotus (date-plum), 1171 nucleotides. RefSeq lists its product as uncharacterized. The transcript has 6 exons. The coding region runs from base 116 to 928 and encodes 270 amino acids. Gene Ontology annotation, cellular component: nucleus; 90S preribosome. Lineage: Eukaryota; Viridiplantae; Streptophyta; Magnoliopsida; Ericales; Ebenaceae. The record is from RefSeq and is a predicted model, not a curated record.
CCUCUCUCUCUCUCUCUAUCUCUCUAUCUCUCUCUCUAUAUAUAUAAAGCAGAGCCGCGGCAGCGACGGAGCAAGUGGAGUACGCCACCGAGGAGGCGGUGUAGCGAGAAAGAGAAUGGGAAGCCGGAAACAGAAGGAGAAGCGGCGUUCGGACAGAAAGGAGGCUUUAGCUCCCAAGAAAGCCAAGACGAAAUCUAGUAAACCGAAAGCAAUCAAAUCUGAUAGCAUUAGCGAAGAAGAAGAAGCCAAUGAAGCCACCGAAAGUCAAACCGGCAUUAUUGUUCCGGCAGAAGACCAGCUGAGGUUCUUCGUCGAUCUGUACCAAUCGGCCAAUGCCGUUCGUCUCUCCUCCCUCGAGCUCAAUUCUAUCGACGAUAGAUGCAUUCUUGAGCUAUCUCAAGGCCUGGAUCAAAGUGCUAGCAAUUUGGGAGAGCAUAUGAAAACUGCUUUUGGAUCUUCCUGGAAAGAGGUGCUUUGUGAAAAGCAGCUAUUGGAAGGAAAAAUUGAUCCUGGGAAUCCAGCUCUUCUUGUAAUUAGUAUAUCUGCUUUGAGAUCAUUAGAACUUCUCAGGGGUUUGCGGUCUUUGACAAGAGAAUGCCCUGCUGCAAAGCUAUUUUCAAAACAUAUGAAGAUUGAGGAUCAGGUGUCUUUUUUGAAGAACCGAGUUAAUUUUGCUUGUGGCACCCCAAGCAGGAUCAAGAAGUUGAUUGACAUGGAGGCACUGGGGCUAACACGAUUGGCUGCAAUUGUACUUGACAUGCAUACAGAUGUUAAGGGUUAUUCCUUGUUCACACUUCCGCAAGUCAGGCAUGAGUUUUGGGAUUUAUACCAGAGUUAUUUUCACCAAAAACUAGUUCAAGGCAAUCUCCGUAUGUGUCUCUACGGUCCAUUACCUGAUAUCUCAAGGUCAAAGAAAAAGGAUUCCUGAUGAUAACAGCAUCCACCCAUUCCUCGGACCAACCUUUGUGCAUGUCUCCAUUCUAGUUUUUGUCUUUAAUUUGUAAGAGUGUUACAUAUUGAGCUUUUUGUUCUUUGUAUCUGAACUAUUAUUCAGUUACCCAAUGUCUUGGUGGCAGGGAUACUUACUAGAUGAGAACUGGUCCUUAACUAUAUGCUUUUGGAGGUUGUAAAGUACAUGUUGUAGCUUAACUAUUUGAGAGGAUUACAAGUC